CGCUUUGUUUUCAUAAGGGUGAAUGUGAGAGUCCAACACUUAUGUCCAUUUACUUCAAUACAUGUUUUAAAAACACACAUGCAUACUUUACACUGUGAGGACAGCAAACCGUUUUCUUUGUUACCUCUUAUUUACGCGACAGAGGGCACUUCGGACCCCUCAUGGACAGAAAGAUUCGUGAUGGAUUCGAAGUCACGACGACGGUCCCGCUCCAAGUCCAGAAGUUGGAGCCGGGAUCGGCGAAACAGAUCCAGAGUGAGCAGGUCUCGAUCUCCGGAGGAAAGGAAAGGUCGCAGUCGGUCUGUGGAAACGAAAAGAACCGCUCGUGGACGGGAGCGGUCGGGCAGCAGGAACUCCAGCGAUGGCUCUCCUGAUCGGCGUCGGCCUCGACACACGGACCGUCCAGGUGGCUCCAGGAGCGGCUCAGAGACCGAGAGGAGGCGAGGACCACCAAACCGUGCCAGGAGCAAGUCGAGGGGUCGAUCAUCAAGUUCUGAUUCAGACGAUCCCAAAGUGAAUAAGGGGAGAAAGGAAAUGGAGAGUCGGAGAGGAACAUCUCGAGAGAGGCGGAGGGAAAGGUCCCAGUCCAGCUCUGACUCCAACGAUGGAAGCACUGACAGAGAGAGGAGAAAACGGAGAAGUCCUGACAGAGCGAGUCCAAUCAGAGACAGACAGAGGAGGGAGAAAAACAGAGAUAAAGAGAGGUGGGGGAGCAACAGUAGAGAUGUGGAAAGAAAAGGAGACGGAGACAAAAGCCUAGAAUGCAGGAAGAGGAGUGAAGACCAAGAGCAAGGGAGGAGUGAGAGUAGCAGGGCUGACAGAGAAAGAGGGAGGCAGCGCUCCAGUUCACCAGAGUCUUCUGAUAGCUCAAGGUCUGAUCAUGGAGGCCGUGUGGUCAAAGAAAAGGAGGAUAAGAAAAACCAGAGGGAGAUGAUGAAAGCUCUGGAGACACCAGAGGAGAAGCGGGCCAGAAGACUGUCAAAGAAGGAAGCAAAGGAGAAGAAACGGAGAGAAAAGAUGGGCUGGAGUGAAGAGUACAUGGGUUACACCAACGCAGACAAUCCCUUUGGUGACAACAACUUAUUGGGAACAUUCAAAUGGCAGAAAGCGUUGGAUAAGAAAGGUAUCGGACAUCUUGGAGAAAAAGACCUUAAAGACAGGAACAAAUGUAUUCAGGAGGAGAAUCGCAGAGAGCUUCAGAAGGUAAAACAGUUGCGUCUGGAGAGGGAGCGAGAAAAGGCCAUGAGAGAGACUGAGCUGGAGAUGCUGCAGAGAGAAAAGGAAGCAGAGCAUUUCAAGACCUGGGCUGAACAGGAAGACAACUUCCAUCUGCAUCAGGCCAAACUAAGGUCAAAGAUCAGAAUCCGUGAUGGUCGUGCCAAGCCCAUUGACCUUUUGGCGAAGUACAUCAGUGCAGAAGAUGACGAUCUCGCUGUGGAGAUGCACGAGCCUUAUACAUUUCUCAACGGGCUAACAGUCACCGACAUGGAUGACCUGCUGGAGGACAUCAAGGUGUACAUGGAGUUGGAGCAAGGGAAGAAUGUGGACUUCUGGAGAGACAUGACGACCAUCACUGAGGAUGAGAUCAGCAAACUGAGAAAACUGGAGGCCUCUGGGAAAGGACCGGGUGAUCGUCGUGAGGGCAUCAACACAGCUGUGAGCAUUGAUGUCCAGACAGUGUUCAAAGGGAAGACAUACAGCCAGAUGCAGGCGCUGCACCUGAACAUUGAGACCAAGAUUCGGGCUGGAGGGUCUAAUCUUGAUAUAGGUUACUGGGAGAGUCUGCUGCAGCAAGUCAGAGUCUACAUGGCCAGAGCGAGGUUGAGAGAGCGACAUCAGGAUGUUCUGCGUCAGAAGCUGUUCAAGCUGAAACAGGAACAAGGAGUUGAAAGUGAACCUUUGUUCCCCAUCAUCAAAGAGGAAACGAGGAGUGAUGAUGCAGGUCAGUCUUCAUCCUCCACAAAACAUAUGAACAGAGGAACUGAAUGGGAUGAAGAGGAGGCGGGUCCAUCAACGUCCAAGGCAGGAAACCCAGUUGAGGAAGGAGGAGAAAAGGGCGACAAGGAUGAAGAGAAGGGGGGCGAGGUGGUGGAGGCCGUGCUGACGGAGGAGGAUUUGAUCCAGCAGAGUCAGGCGGAGUACGACUCGGGUCGCUACAGUCCCACGCUGCUCACGACUUCAGAGCUGCCGCUGGACUCGCACACGACCACACCGGAAGAAGACACAACCAGGCUGCAGUUAGCACGCAGACAGCUACAAGUCACCGGUGAUGCCAACGAGAACGCCGAGGACGCCUUCGUACGUCGCGCCAAACAGGGCAUGGGCAACGACGAGGCCCAGUUCAGCGUGGAGUUUCCUGUCACGGGGAAGAUGUACCUGUGGGCGGACAAAUACCGUCCCAGGAAACCGCGCUUCUUCAACAGGGUCCACACAGGCUUCGAGUGGAACAAAUACAACCAGACGCAUUACGACUUCGAUAACCCUCCGCCCAAGAUCGUCCAGGGUUACAAGUUCAACAUCUUCUACCCGGACCUGAUCGACAAGCGCUCCACCCCGCAGUACUUCCUCGAGCCCAGUCCCGACAACAAGGACUUUGGGAUCUUACGGUUCCACGCUGGCCCCCCGUACGAGGACAUUGCGUUUAAGAUCGUGAACAGGGAGUGGGAGUACUCACACAGACACGGUUUCCGCUGUCAGUUUGCCAAUGGGAUCUUCCAGCUGUGGUUCCACUUCAAGAGGUACCGCUACAGGAGAUAGGAGCCACGUACCAAGAUGGACCAAGACCCCAGUCGCUGGGUUUUAACCACACACACGCUUUAUUAUUUAGGCUGUUCAGUCCAUUGGUUUGUUCUAUUGGUUUUAACUGCUCUCACCAAGCAGGUUUGUUAAAGCUACAUUACUCUGUACUUUUGUCUGAAACAUAAAUUGUAAUGUCUGAAAAUUCCACAUUAAAGAUUUGUUUAAAUUCUUA
This is a messenger RNA of Cottoperca gobio, 2971 nucleotides long. It is a transcript of the gene cactin, whose product is annotated as cactin. Lineage: Eukaryota; Metazoa; Chordata; Actinopteri; Perciformes; Bovichtidae. Gene Ontology annotation, biological process: negative regulation of innate immune response; mRNA cis splicing, via spliceosome. Gene Ontology annotation, molecular function: protein binding. The record is from RefSeq and is a predicted model, not a curated record. Gene Ontology annotation, cellular component: cytoplasm; spliceosomal complex.